GUACUAAGAAAAAAAAAUGGAGAAAAUUUCAGCAUUCUUCAUCAUUCUCGUCCUUGUCUCGUCGUGCAUGGUGACAAUGAGUGUUGGAGAUAUAUGUCAAACGGACAGAGAUUGUGUGGAGAUUGGGAUUCCAAGAUGUAAGAAUGGCAAGAUGCCAAUUUGUUACAACGGAUAUUGCAGCUGUUUCGCUAGAAGGCGUUUUACUCCUCCUCCUCCUCCUCCUCCUCCUCCUCACUCUUCUACUCUAAACUCUCCUUCAUCAUCAACCUCGAAAUUCUGAUCUGAUUUCAUAUAUAUUAAUGAAUCUUGAUGCAACUUUUUUUUUUUUUCCCAUGCAGCAUAUUUAUGUUUAUC
This is a messenger RNA of Camelina sativa (false flax), 354 nucleotides long. Its product is annotated as Putative membrane lipoprotein. NCBI's taxonomy places the organism in Eukaryota, Viridiplantae, Streptophyta, Magnoliopsida, Brassicales, Brassicaceae. The record is from RefSeq and is a predicted model, not a curated record.